UAUUUUUCCCUGUAUUAAAAUCAGAUUUCUUCUCAGAGCGGUGGUUAUAUAAGAAUGCACAGUAUUCAUGAUUUGCAGAUAAGAACGAAUGGUCAACUCUUUCUUCUGACUAACGUUUGCUAGGUAUGGGUGGGGAUCACGGUCCGAGUAAAGCAGCACUGCCAGACUACAAGAUCUGGAAAUGGGAGGGAACACCUCUUGAAAUGACACAGCAGAGGCUUGCUCGGAGGGGACUGCGGGACCCGUGGAUGCGGAAUGAAGCCUGGAGAUAUACAGGGUCAUUUGGCGUUCCAGUCGCCUUUAAGGACGUCCUCCUCCGCGGAUUCAAGAAAGGAUUCCUUGCUUUUGCUGUGGUCUUGGCAGUGGAGUAUGCUUUUUUCCCUCCUAAGAAGUCAGAGCACUGAUCAGUGAAGUGCUUCAUCUUUGGAAGUAAAAGCUGGACUUUCGAAGCAUCCUUCACUAUAUGUGAUCAUAAUGGUGUUAACCAGGAUGUGUGCUUGUCGUCUUUACCAUGAAGAUUUCUCUGAUGUUGUAAUUAGAUUGUAUGGUCAUGUGUAAGGGCAUACAUUAAUAAAUAAAAUAAUAUAAACCUG
Clupea harengus (Atlantic herring) is the source of this 593-nucleotide messenger RNA. RefSeq names its product NADH dehydrogenase [ubiquinone] 1 beta subcomplex subunit 3. Gene Ontology annotation, biological process: mitochondrial respiratory chain complex I assembly; electron transport chain. Lineage: Eukaryota; Metazoa; Chordata; Actinopteri; Clupeiformes; Clupeidae. Gene Ontology annotation, cellular component: mitochondrion; respiratory chain complex I. The record is from RefSeq and is a predicted model, not a curated record.